GAGCUGAGCUGGGUGCGCUACUGGAUACUACGUACCGUGCUUUUACAGUUUACUACAACACAGAUAGAUGACGCAGGGAGAGACGGGAGAGAGAGGAAAAUCCGGGGUACGACCUAGGAAUGCAAGGUUGCCAUUUCGUCGGUCUUCCGAUGCCUGCCCGUGUGUGUGUGUCUUGGAGGAAUGCAGUGCGCGCGCUGCUGCUCGGUCUCACGCGCGCCUCUUGGCUCCUCUCUUUUCACACAAGGAAAGGCGCCGGGCUUUGACACUGUGCAAACACGAGAAGAGCAAGGACAAGACAGGACAGAGCGUUGCGUGCCUUGGUGGGCUAGCUUUGUGUGUUGCUGUUAUUGCGGCGGCGGUGGCGGCGGCGGCGCUAGCUGUGCCCCCUUUUUAUUACCUAGACGUCUCUGUGCCUUCCACAACCGAUUCGAUACGAUAUUCGCGUAUAUUUAAUAUCCCCCCCAAGUCGCGCCACAUUCUCCAGUCGGCGUCAUUGCCCAAAAGUCACUCACAGCUCCCCUUCUCCAUUACCGAGUGCCGAACUUGUCUCUUGUCCCUGUACAAUAACCUUUCGGUUGCCUUUUUCUCUUCCCUUGUCUCCCCCUUCACCUCGUGUCCCAAAAAGCUAUCUUCCUUCCUACCUACCUACCAAUCACGCUCAUUUGCCGGCCCUCGGAAUACACAACACACACACGCUCACUGGAAAACAAAGAAACUCUGUCGUUCCCUCAUAUAAAAAAUUACUUCCAUCCAUCUCCUUAUUAACAUUAACCUCGAAACCCAAACCCUCCCCCCCCCCCACAAACGCCAAGAUGCGUUUCACCUCGGUCUUCGUGGCAGGCAUCCUAGCCGUGGUGGCCCACGGGCAGUCGACGGCGGGGACGACGGCGACGACCAAGAGCGCGGCGUCCAAUACCAGCGGCGCGGCACCCGAGGAGGCGAGCAUGAUGGCGUGCCUCAACGCGUGCGCCGACGGCGACGUUAAC
Molecule: messenger RNA, 986 nt
Organism: Lasiosphaeria miniovina
Lineage: Eukaryota; Fungi; Ascomycota; Sordariomycetes; Sordariales; Lasiosphaeriaceae
Exons: 1
Coding region: 68-736 (222 amino acids)
Source: RefSeq, a predicted model, not a curated record